AUGGAGGCUGGAAACCAUACCACUGUAACAGAGCUCAUCCUUCUGGGGUUAACAGAGGAUCCUGUACUUCGAGUCAUCUGCUUCGUGAUAUUUCUUGGAAUAUAUGCUAUCACUUUAGUGGGCAAUAUCAGCAUAAUCUCUCUAAUAAGAAGCUGCCCUCAGCUCCACACCCCCAUGUACCUGUUCCUUAGCCAUCUGGCUUUUGUGGACAUUGGAUUUUCCACAUCCAUCACACCUAUAAUGCUUACAGGAUUCCUCAGACAUGGAGUGGCCCUCUCUGUGGCUGCCUGUGAAGCCCAAUUCUGUAUUGCAGUGACAUUUGGGACAGUUGAGUGCUUCUUGCUGGCUGCUAUGGCCUAUGACCGCUAUGUGGCCAUCUGUUCACCCCUGCUCUACUCCGCACAUAUGUCCCCGAGAAUCUGCUUCCUCUUAGUUGGAGCUGCCUACGUGGGUGGCUGUGUGAAUUCUUGCACAUUUACUAGCUGUUUAUUGAGUUUGUCCUUCUGUGGACCAAAUAAAAUAGACCACUUUUUCUGUGACUUCCCUGCUGUUUUGAAACUUUCCUGCUCAGAUGUCUCCAUUAUUGGAAUCAUCCCUUCCAUCUCAGCAGGCUCCAUCAUUGUGGCAACAAUGUUUGUCAUAACCAUCUCCUACAACUACAUUCUCAUCACCAUCCUGAAGAUGCGCUCUACAGAGGGCCGCCACAAGGCCUUCUCCACUUGCACUUCCCACCUCACUGCAGUCACUCUCUACUAUGGAACUAUCACUUUCAUUUAUGUGAUGCCCAAAUCUAACUACUCUACCGAACAGAACAAGAUAGUGUCUGUGUUCUACACAGUGAUGAUCCCCAUGCUAAACCCUCUAAUCUACAGUCUGAGGAAUAGAGAUGUAAAGGAGGCCCUGAGGAAGACAACUGUCAGAAUAUAUUCAUAG
Molecule: messenger RNA, 933 nt
Organism: Nannospalax galili (Upper Galilee mountains blind mole rat)
Lineage: Eukaryota; Metazoa; Chordata; Mammalia; Rodentia; Spalacidae
Product: olfactory receptor 477
Exons: 1
Coding region: 1-933 (310 amino acids)
Biological process (GO): sensory perception of smell; G protein-coupled receptor signaling pathway
Cellular component (GO): membrane
Molecular function (GO): odorant binding; olfactory receptor activity; G protein-coupled receptor activity
Source: RefSeq, a predicted model, not a curated record